Messenger RNA from Cavenderia fasciculata, 711 nucleotides. RefSeq lists its product as uncharacterized. Lineage: Eukaryota; Evosea; Eumycetozoa; Acytosteliales; Cavenderiaceae. Bases 1 to 711 code for a protein of 236 amino acids. The transcript has 2 exons. The record is from RefSeq and is a predicted model, not a curated record.
AUGCAUAUUGCAAAGGGGAAUAACUUAGAUGAUCAUCAUGUUUACAUACAUUACAUACAUUACAUAACCUCUACAGAGAGAGAGAGAGAGAAUAGUAUAGAGGAGGUAGACUAUAUAACAACAACAACAACAAAAAUCAUGCCACCAAUAAUCUACACCCGUAAUAUCCUCUUAAUAAUAAAUGAGUUGAUAGAAAGAAUCAACCCAAAAUAUCAAUCUAGAACACCAAGUAUCAAAAGGUUAAUGUCAUCAAGAUAUAUUGCCAUAGAUUUGGAGGACUUGUUAGAGGUCAAAAGAAGAUUCUUGUUUAAGAAAUGGAAGUUCACAUAUGCCCUAAAGCACAAUCAUUUCCAAAGCUUCCAAGCAGACUGUCUUCCAAAUAUAAUCACGUACAAAAGAAUUGACAAUGAACCCAUGUCCUUAAAAGUCCCAUUCUUUGAGGAAUGUCAAGGACUAUACAUCUACUAUCAACACAUAAAGUAUGUGAUAGUUCCUCACGAUCAUCCACGUGUUGCUGAUGCCAAUGAUCUCAUUGAAGAAAUCAAUACCCACAUCAAGACUCUUGCCGUUCCACGCCAGUUGGAAAAUCUACUUACUCCUGCCACCAACCACAAUGAUCAAUUGAAAGAACACGAUCGUUCGCAUAGCGAUCGUCACUCUGGUGAUCAUCGUGAUCGUGGCCGUUCACGUGAACGUUCACAUAGCGACUGA